Xenopus laevis (African clawed frog) is the source of this 2112-nucleotide messenger RNA. RefSeq names its product zinc finger protein 414 L homeolog (gene znf414.L). Lineage: Eukaryota; Metazoa; Chordata; Amphibia; Anura; Pipidae. The record is from RefSeq and is a predicted model, not a curated record. Bases 237 to 1316 code for a protein of 359 amino acids. The transcript has 7 exons.
UUACAAACAAAAGCCCCUAUGGGGCCUGUCGGGCCUGAUUUUUUUCCAGCUCAUUUCCCUGCAACUCACUCAUCCUCCCCCAACAAGCACACACUUCCUACUCUCUCUCCUCCUGUCAUUAACAGCACAUAAAAUCUCGCGUGGCCAGCACACCCAAAAUGGCUACAAUGUAGAAGCUUAGGGAUCCGACUUCCCUGCAAGACACCUUUAAAUUGUGCAGAUCCUCAGCUAUUUAAAUGAAUCAGGAGGAAAGUCAAGGGGCCGAGGCACAACCUACAGAUGUUGUUCCUUGUGCUAAGCAGGCCUCCAGAGGUGGCAGAACAGCCACAAAAAGGGAGAGGGAAGGGGGGAGAAAACGACUGCUCCAGUCAGGAAGGCGAGGUCAUCGGUGCUCAAGCUAUGGCUGUAACCGCUCAUUCUUCAACAUGCAGGACCUGAUAUCCCAUGUCUCAGUCCACUACAAACCUACACAGUCAUUGGAUGAUAAACGUUUUAUGUGCUCCAUGUCUGGCUGUAAAGAGGAACUGGCAAGUAUGCAAGAUCUUAUGAACCAUCUCAAGGUCCACUACAAGCCUAACCGCUACUUCAAGUGUGAAAAUUGUAUGCAGCACUUUCGUACUCACAGGUCCCUUUUCAAGCACCUUCAUGUCUGUUCUAACACUGCAGCACAAGCCAUACAAAAUCCUCAGCCCCAAUGCUCUUCAACUGUUUCCAAGCCUGCAACACAACCACAGCCAACACAAAACCAAACCAGUGUAAUUCAGUGUGUCAAAAAGAAGGCUCCUAUCCCAGCAUCCAAUGUUCCUACUACAUCCUCCUUUGUACCGUCUACCUCUACCCUUCCUGCAGAUCUUCAUGAAUCAAUGAGCUCUUUGGUCACUCAGACUUCAAGUCCUUUUCCUCUUCUUGACCCCUCCCUGUUUGCAGGGAGACUACAUGGCCCAUCCACAUCCUCUGUUGCUAGCUCCUAUCUUCCUUACCUCCACCCUUCUGCAUACACCUUAUCUCAGGUCUCCAGGCUCAGGCCCUUGCUCGGGAACCAAGGCCUACCUGUCUCCAACGCUGUGUGGAAAAAGAACCAAGGACACUCAACUAAUAGUCGCAUACUUUGGGAGCACACACGGGAUAGUUACAACUGUAUGCAGUGUACGUUCUCAACUGCCUCUCGGGAACAGAUAACCAAACAUAUUGAGGAGCUUCACAAGACAACCUUAUCUGCCAAACUGCAGGAUGAGAUUGAUUAUAACCUUGAUCUCCUUCCCUUCCACUCAAAGCUACCUCCAGAAAUGGAACCCAGCCUUCUCCCCCAGCUGUGAAAGACCUAAACUUAUUCUGUGGAAUAAUAAACAAUACAGCUCUAAUAUCGAUAAAAGGCCUGCAUAUGGAGCAGCUUGGGGUUAGAUGCAAAUUCAUGGGUAAUAUGGUUUAUUAUGGACAUGGCAAAAGUGAAUGGACUUCUAUAUCUGGCUACCAUGUGACACAAAAGUAUCAUCAUACUGAGGCACUUAAUAAUUAAGAGACAAUUGCCAUUCUGCACUUCAGCCUUUUUUUUAUUACUCUGCAUGGAGCCCAAACAUUUUUAUUCUUAGAUGUAUUUCCUAGGAUAAAUAGCAGUUAUAACAAUUGCUUCAAUUAUCUCAGGUGGUGAUCUCAAUGGACUAAUAAUGUUAACUCAAUUUAAGACCAUUAGGAAAACCAGGUUCUAAAGCUGAGAGACAGGACAGAUUGGUGGGAAUUGAUAUAAGUGCAUGAACUAUGUUGGUUUUUUAAUACUACAGAGAUAUUUUAGGUUUUGGGGAUGGCACAAUGUCAAAAAUCAAAAUAACUUGAGCAAUCAGAUUCUGAUCUUCAAAAUCACAACUAUGAAUUAUCAAAACCGCAAGUAUUUAGAAAUCUUCAGUUUCCUCUGAACAAAAAAAAUGUAUUUAACACCUUUAAAUGGUAUUAAAAAUGAGAUACUAUGUUCCUACUUUAAUAAGGAGGUAUUUACAGUAAGCUUCAGUUGGUAGUCUCAAUGAAUUACAUUUUUAAUGAUUUUGUAUCACUAUGCUCUUUUAGUAAAUAUAGUUUAGUGUUCUGUGGUUGUAAAAUUAAAUGAUAAAUAUUCUAUAA